Molecule: messenger RNA, 771 nt
Organism: Fusarium falciforme
Lineage: Eukaryota; Fungi; Ascomycota; Sordariomycetes; Hypocreales; Nectriaceae
Product: Ornithine aminotransferase
Exons: 5
Coding region: 1-771 (256 amino acids)
Cellular component (GO): cytoplasm
Molecular function (GO): identical protein binding; L-ornithine transaminase activity; pyridoxal phosphate binding
Source: RefSeq, a predicted model, not a curated record
AUGUCUACUAAGUCUGGCGAACCCCUCUCUAACGCUGCCCAAGAGCUGCUGCAGCUUGAGGAGAAGUACUCCGUCGGUGGUUUCGCGCCCACGCCAGGCUUCCUUGUGUCAGGCAAGGGUUCCACCCUCAUUGAUGUCGAUGGAAGGGAAAUCAUCGACUUUGUCACCAUGUUUAGUGCCACCAACAUGGGACAUGGCCAUCCCAAGCUGAUCGAGGCUGUUGUCGAAACCAUGCGAAAGACUACCCUUAUCAACAUGUCUACUCACUACGCUGGAUGGCCGAAAUUGGCCAAGGAGCUUUGCGAGCGAUUUGGCUACGACAAGGUGACAGCCAUGGUUUCAGGCGCUGAGGCUGCUGAUACUGCUUGUAAAAUUGCUCGCAAGUGGGGUAUUAUACACAAGGGAAUUGCUCCAGAGGAGGUUCUCGUUCUUGGAACCUCUGACAAUUACCAUGGCUUGACCUCCGGCAUCUGGCCCAUUAUGACCCCUGGUAGCCAAGAAGUAAGAAUAUCACCAACCGACACCCUCCGGACGGGCGAGGUGCUCCGAUACGGCCACGUCGAAGACUUUGAGGCUGUGUUUGAGGAGUUCCAUGGCCGAAUUAGUGGCGUCAUUAUGGAGUGUAUCCAUGGAAAGCUGCCUACCUCUCAGGAGGAGAUCGACUUUGCCAGCGGAGUCCGCCAGCUGUGCAAAAAGUACAACAUUCUCUUCAUCUCUGAUGAGAUACGAAUGGGUUCCGCCAAGACUGGAAAGUUCCUCUGCAGUGAUUAG